AUGUUAACCUCCUGGGGAACGACAAGCCUAUUGCUGGGCUUUGCCCUUGGCAACUAUGCCGUAGCUGAAAAUGUCAUUACGAGUGACAGCCACUUCUAUGGCGAAUCUCCUGCAGUUUACCCAGCUCCUGUGGGAUCUGGGGCUGGAGACUGGGCGGCUGCGUACGUGAAAGCAAGGGCUUUUGUCGCCAAACUUUCUGAUGACGAGAAAGUCAAUUUGACAGCUGGUGUGACAUCCAAAACUGGCUGCUCUGGAAAUAUUCAAGCAAUCGAACGCUUAGGAUUUCCGGGCAUGUGCGUCAGUGACGCUGGAAAUGGUCUUAGAGGAACAGACUAUGUUAACAGUUGGGCAUCGGGUAUCUCUGUUGGAGCCAGCUGGAACCCAGAUCUUGCCAAUGAUCGGGCUACAUAUAUGGGCAAAGAAUAUCGUAAGAAGGGUGUGAACAUGAUUCUUGGCCCCGUCGUGGGCCCACUUGGUCGUGUAGCACUUGGUGGACGUAACUGGGAAGGAUUCUCUACCGACCCCUACCUCAGUGGAAUUCUGAUCGGCGAGUCAGUGAAAGGCCUCCAGUCCCAGAAUGUUGCGACAUCACUGAAGCACUUCAUCGGUAAUGAGCAAGAAACCAAUCGCAAUCCCACUACCGACUCCAAUGGCAAUGCUGUCCAGUCUGUUUCGUCCAACAUGGAUGACCAGACAAUUCACGAGCUCUACUUGUGGCCGUUUCAGGAUGCAGUCCUUGCUGGUGCAGCCUGUGUCAUGUGCUCGUAUAACCGAUUGAAUAACUCAUACGCCUGCCAAAACAGCAAGACUCUCAAUGGUUUGUUGAAGACUGAGCUUGGCUUCCAGGGCUAUGUUGUGACGGACUGGGGAGCUCAGCACGGUGGUAUUGCUAGUGCUAAUGCUGGACUUGAUGUUGUUAUGCCCUCAUCAUCGCUCUGGAACAGUAAUCUGACCACUGCCAUUGCAAACGGAACGAUGGAGGCAUCGCGUCUAGACGACAUGAUUACGAGACUCAUGGCCACAUGGUACUAUCUGGAUCAGGACUCGGCCUUCCCCAACCCAGGUAUUGGAAUGCCCACCAGUGCCUCUGCAGCUCACCAGGCUGUCAUCGCCACCUCCCAAGAAGCGAAGCCAUUUCUUCUCCAAUCCGCCAUCGAGGGACACGUCCUGGUGAAGAAUACCAACAAUGCACUUCCUUUGAAGUCUCCGAAGCUGAUUUCAGUCUUUGGCUACGAUGCCUAUACCCCAAUGGCCAUGGACCUCUCGACCUCAUUUGACUUCAGCGCAACCGCUACAAGAUCGGCCCUCUAUCAAAAUGGGACCCAGUAUGUCGGUGGUGGCUCCGGUGCGAACUCGCCCGCCUAUGUGGAUGCUCCCAUAAGCGCCAUCCAGCGCCGAGCCUAUGAAGACGGCUCGUCUGUUCUCUGGGACUUCACCUCUGAAAGCCCGUCGGUGGACUACACUUCCGAUGUGUGCUUGGUAUUCAUCAACUCAUACGCUACAGAAGGCUAUGAUCGUGCAGGUCUCGACGAUACCCACAGCGACACCAUCGUGAACAACGUCGCUAACAACUGCGCCAACACCAUCGUCGUGAUUCACAACGCUGGUAUCCGCACUGUCGAGUCAUGGGUUGACCAUACUAACGUCACCGGUAUCAUCUACGCCCAUCUCCCUGGCCAGGAUACCGGUCGUGCCUUGGUGGAAAUUCUCUACGGAGAUUCCAACCCCUCUGGUCGACUUCCCUACACCGUUGCCAAGACUGAAUCCGACUACGGCACUCUGCUUGAGCCGUCCGAGCCUGCGGGUAUUUACGAGUACUUCCCUCAAUCAGAUUUCUCAGAGGGUGUCUACACUGACUAUCGCGCCUUCGACAAGAAGGGUAUCGAGCCCCAGUACGCCUUCGGAUUCGGUCUUUCAUACACCAGCUUUGAUUAUUCCAAGCUUAAAGUGUCAAAGAAGUCUUCUUCACUUCCUCAGUACCCGGCCAAGGCAUCGAUUCUUCCGGGUGGAAAUCCUCGUCUCUUCGAUACGCUGGUGACCGUGUCCGCCACUGUCAAGAAUACUGGCACUGUUAAUGGCCAGGAAGUUGCUCAGCUCUAUGUUGGCAUUCCCAAUGGCCCCGUUCGCCAGCUUCGUGGAUUUGAAAAGGUCCUCGUCAAAUCUGGCAAGUCAGUCACUGUUAGCUUUAGCUUGACUCGUCGCGAUUUGAGUACUUGGGAUGCCACUGCACAGGAGUGGCUGUUGCAGCGGGGAACCUAUAAGAUUUACGUUGGUCGUAGCAGCAGGGAUCUGCCUCUUGAGACAACCUUGACUAUUUAA
Messenger RNA from Penicillium pulvis, 2319 nucleotides. RefSeq names its product beta-glucosidase. NCBI's taxonomy places the organism in Eukaryota, Fungi, Ascomycota, Eurotiomycetes, Eurotiales, Aspergillaceae. The coding region runs from base 1 to 2319 and encodes 772 amino acids. Gene Ontology annotation, molecular function: beta-glucosidase activity. The transcript is spliced from 7 exons. The record is from RefSeq and is a predicted model, not a curated record. Gene Ontology annotation, biological process: glucan catabolic process.